AUGCCAUUUAUCGACCACGCCAACGGCAUGGGAGACUACGCAGACGAAGCCAGGGAGCUAUGGCGGCCUGCCAACCCUGAAGCAACUAGUAUUCACGAGUUCAAGACCAUUGUGGCAUCCAAGCAUGAUAUCGCCCUCAGUACAUAUCACGACCUCUGGCAGUGGAGUGUUGAUGAGCCGAACAAGUUCUGGGAGGAAGUGUGGAAUUACACCGGCGUCAAGGCCCAUCGGAGCUACGACAAGGUCAGCGAGGAUGUUGGACUCCUUUUCCCCAAACGGCCUUUCUUCGACGGAUGUCUGAUCAAUUUCGCCGAGAACCUUCUCUUCCCUUCUAGCAACCCGCAUGAGCACGCAGUCGCUGUGAUUGCUGCCACGGAGUCUACCCGGGAGCAUAUUUCAUGGAAGGACCUGCGCGAGAGAGUUCGGCUGUGCGCUACCUCCAUGCGCGAAGCCGGUGUGGUCAAGGGAGACCGUGUCGCUGGUUUCGUUGGUAACCAUCCGAAUACCCUGAUUGCCAUGUUGGCUACCACUUCAAUUGGAGCGUUGUGGAGCGGUGUCUCCACGGACACUGGCGUGCAUGCUGUCCUUGAACGAUUGCGCCAGAUUGAGCCCAAACUGCUUUUUGCUGACAACGCCGCACAGUACAACGGCAAGGUCCAUGACACACGUGCCAAAGUCAUGGAGGUCGCUGCUAGUUUGCCAUGUCUGCAGCUUGUCGUCGUCUUCGAUGCUGUAAGAGACCAUGCUUUUGAUAUUCAGUCAGUCAAGCCACCAAGCGGCACCAGCAUCUCUUAUGCCGAUUUCCUCGCCCCCGCUAGAGCAUCCAAUGCUCCGCUGCGAUUCGAAUAUCUUCCUCCGGAUCACCCAAUCUACAUUCUCUACUCUUCCGGCACCACUGGUGCACCCAAACCUAUCGUCCAUGGAGCCCUUGGCACACUUCUCCAGCAUAAGAAGGAACAUGUCCUUCACUGUGACAUUGGUCUUGGUGACAGACUGUUUUAUUUCACCACUACAACUUGGAUGAUGUGGCAUUGGCUUGUGUCCGCACUGGCCAGUGGGUCUAGCAUUGUCCUCUACGAUGGCUCACCUUUCCGCCCGCUGGACCCGGAGAAUGGAAAGGGGGACAUGGCCAUGGCUCGAUUGAUCGAUGAAUUGCACAUCACCCAUUUUGGGACUUCUGCAAAGUAUCUUUCUGUGUUGGAACAGGCUGCGUUGAACCCGCGAAAGCAUCCCCAUAGGCCCGUGACAUUGCGAACACUCCGAGCGAUUUUCAGCACUGGAUCCCCAUUAGCUCCUUCAACCUUUGAUUACGUAUACUCUUCUCUUCACGAAGAUGUCCUCCUUGGAUCCAUUACUGGCGGCACAGAUAUCAUCUCUCUUUUCGGAGCUUCCUGUCCGAUCCUCCCCGUGCACAGAGGGGAGAUUCAAUGUCGUGGAUUAGGCAUGGCCGUGUCGGUGUUUGACCAUGCCGGAGCCGACAUCAGCAAGGCAGAUGACGCUGGAGAUCUUGUAUGCACGAAAGCAUUCCCUGCGCAACCCGUUAUGUUCUGGCCACCAGGCCCUGUAGGCGAAGCAAAAUACCGAUCAAGCUACUUUGAAACCUAUGGGGAUCACGUCUGGCACCAUGGGGAUUUCGUAAAAAUCAAUCCCAUCACCGGAGGUUUGGUCAUGCUGGGACGAAGCGAUGGGGUACUAAAGCCCGCGGGCGUGAGAUUCGGAAGCGCAGAGAUCUAUAACGUGAUCCUGAAGCAUUUUGCAGAUGUGAUCGAGGACUCGUUGUGCAUUGGACGGCGACGGAACGGCAUUGAAACUGACGAAACAGUUGUUUUGUUCGUCAAGCUAAACAGCACAUCCUCAUCGUCUUCCGGCGUUUCUACUCCCACUGGGGUCGUCAAGGAGCCACAGUCGCUGCCAGCGGGCCUUGCAACACUCAUCCAGUCGGUGAUCCGCAAGGAAUUGAGUCCUCGCCAUGUUCCUGCGAUUAUCGACUCUUGCCCCGAGAUCCCGGUGACUUCGAACGGCAAGAAGAUUGAGAAUGCGGUGAAGCAGAUCCUCUGUGGACUGAACAUCAAGACGGGAGCGAGUGUCGCCAACGCGGCCUGUCUGGAGUGGUAUCGCAAGUGGGCGGAAGAACAUUAA
Molecule: messenger RNA, 2139 nt
Organism: Uncinocarpus reesii 1704
Lineage: Eukaryota; Fungi; Ascomycota; Eurotiomycetes; Onygenales; Onygenaceae
Product: acetoacetate-CoA ligase
Exons: 2
Coding region: 1-2139 (712 amino acids)
Biological process (GO): lipid metabolic process
Cellular component (GO): cytosol
Molecular function (GO): acetoacetate-CoA ligase activity
Source: RefSeq, a predicted model, not a curated record